Messenger RNA from Dreissena polymorpha, 3467 nucleotides. RefSeq names its product heat shock 70 kDa protein 12A-like. Gene Ontology annotation, molecular function: ATP binding; ATP-dependent protein folding chaperone. The transcript is spliced from 9 exons. Bases 755 to 2548 code for a protein of 597 amino acids. The record is from RefSeq and is a predicted model, not a curated record. Lineage: Eukaryota; Metazoa; Mollusca; Bivalvia; Myida; Dreissenidae.
UAUUUACCAUAAGAUUUGUGACUCUGCCGAUAUUUUAAAACGUUGAAUGAAAUUUAUGGAUAGUAUGGGUAUUUUGGAUAACGUGAACGUUUGAAAAAGCCGAUUAAGUGUGCGUUUGUGAAACCAUAUAAAUAGUUACCCUUGUUAAUUGUGUCUGUUAAAGAGAAUAGAAAUUCUGUUUAAACGAAAUGUGAUUUAUAAACGGUUAGAUAUACACCCGAGCAACAUUAUUACAGACUUUCUGAUCCGCGAUGAAAUGAAAUUAACUGGCGAACUCUGCAUAAGGAAACCACUCAUAGUUAUGCAAAAGAAAACUAGAUACACAUAAACACUUAUUGAUCUGUUUUCGUAAACCUUAUAGUGAAUUAACCGAACCGACUGACAUAGGACACUUAAAAUCAGUGAUGCAACAUCGGCGCACUUUUAUAUUGAUAUGUUAUUUUAUAUUGUGUGCCACUCGCAUUGUGGUUAAGUAGUUGCACGAUUUACGUGUCAGGCGUUUCAGCGAUAGGCGUGUUUUAGUUCUUGUUGUCCUUAUCAGUGUAUACAUGCGACUUUCCUGUUUUACUUCAUUAAUUAUAUCAAAACAAUUUGUUUUACAGUUGUCAACGUAAUUAAUUGGUCAUACAAUUCUGUCUAUAGCAUAUGGACGAACUGAAAAUGGAGACAUUUCAAUAGUGACAGUGAACAACCCUGAAAAGGUCUUAUUUAAACACUAAAGAGGCAUUUUUCAUAUUACUCGUUAAGUGUGGCAAUGGAUGGUGCACGUGCUAAGUCACGCCAAAGUUCGCACCGGAAGCCAUCCGCCGUGGCCGCUAUUGACUUUGGUACGACCAACACCGGGUACGCGUACUACUUCCGCCCUGCACAGUACCGUCCUAUCGCUGCUAACGAUAUUGAGGUUAAAAAACAGGUUCCCACGACUGUUCUGCUAUCACCCACUAAGGACUUCGUAGCGUUUGGAGAAGCUGCCGAGGAUCAGUACCGGAACUUGACGGUCGAGAAGAAACACAACGAGUACUACUACUUCAGGCACUUCAAGAUGAAUUUACAUCAUUUACCUCAUCUGUCAAAUGACAUUACUAUAAAAGAUGCAACGGGGAAAGAGAUGCAAGCAAUGACAGUUUUUAAAGAAGCAAUAAAGUAUGUAAAGAAAGAACUUCUCGAAAAGAUGAAUGGAGGACAAACCGGUGAUAUAUCAGAAUCCGAAGUCCGAUGGGUCAUCACAGUCCCUGCCAUCUGGAGGGAUUCGGCAAAACAGUUCAUGAAGGCAGCCGCUAUACUGGCUGGAAUCCCAGCGAAAGGACUGGUUCUCGCUUUAGAGCCGGAGUCAGCGGCAAUUUGCUGCAAGGACAUGGCGCUUAAUAACGUGGCAGGCGUCGAAGGUGUCAUGUUGAAGGCGUUUGAUCCCGGACAGAUGUACAUUGUACUAGACUGUGGAGGGGGCACAGUGGACACCACCGUACACGAGGUACAGACGGACGGGCGCUUAAAAGAGCUGCACGCGGCAGCAGGUGGUCCCUGGGGCGGCAAACUGGUCAACGACGCCUUCGAGAAACAUAUUUGUGAUAUGGUGGGAAGUGAUAUUUUUCACAAGUUCAUGAAGGAAGACACGUCUCAAUGGCUUGAAUUCGAAAGCAACUUUGAGGCGAAGAAGAGACGAUACGAGGGUAAACAAGACAUAACUUUGACCUUUCCCGCAUACUUGAUUUCCGCGUUCAAAACUGUCAGAAAAAUUGAACUGCAGGAUCACUUUGAACGAGAUUAUAUGAGAAAUAGGAUGUGCCAACUCAUUGGCAAUAACUUGGUGCUAAAGCCGAAACUGAUGGAUCACUUGUUCGCAAACGCUACUGACAAAAUAAAUGCUCAUAUCGAGGAUUUGCGACGUAAGGAGAAACUGAAAAUUAUCUCAACAAUCCUGUUAGUAGGUGGAUUUUCAGAGUCUAAAGCUGUAGUGAACGCUGUUAAAGAGCACUUUAAGAAUGAACUCCGUGUGGUCACGCCACCUUAUGGCGGGUCUGCAAUCUUGAAAGGCGCGGUUAUGUACGGCUGGGAUCAAAAUAUCAUAGCCGUGCGAGUUUGUCCAUUCACGUACGGCGUGCACACAAGAUGCGUGUACAAUGCAAACAUACACAAAGGAUCAACUCCGAAGGAAUUCAAUGGUAAACGGGUUGUGGACAAUUGUUUCCAUAAGCAUCUAGAGAUCGACGAGCCGGUCCUAGUUGGCGAAAAUACAACUCCAAGCACCUACACACUCAUAAAUAGAAAUAAGUUAGUUGCUACCUGGAGAAUAUACAAGUCCACACAAAAGAAUCCUGUUUUCUGCCACGAAAAGUCUUGUUCUCAUAUUGGUACUCUAAGAAUUGAGAUCCCGCCAUCGGUCAAGGAGACCAAUAUCAAGAUGAACAUAUGUAUGACUUGUUGCGGAACAGAGCUGAAGGCAACGGCCUUCCUGCCAGACCACAAGGGAGUCGAGUGUGUAGCAAACCUGGACUUCCUGGACACCAGCAGUCUUGAAAGCGACAUGGUUUCCAGCUUCACGGAGUAAUCCGCAUAGAACCAGCAAGUUAUUGUGUAUCAACGCAGAUUUGAUCGUUAACAAAAAUUGUACUGUGCAGUUUGCAUAGCAAAACAUUUUAAAAGGACAAAUCAUAUGUAGGCAAAAGGAUAACAAUGCCAACAGGAAUCAAUUGGGCAAACAUAUUAGGUGGUUAACAGAGAAUUCAAUACCAUUUAUAUCCGGUCAGAAGACUGGUUUAAAGAAGCAUUACCAUUGUGGCUCAGAAUGCUGCAAGUAUGACUCCUUUAUUGUAUAUGUGUAUGUUCCACCUCGUGUAUAGGUAUAUAAUGCAGAACACACACAUUAAAUCGAGUAAGAUAAACAUGAAAUAAGGUUUUUGACACUAACCUAUAUCACCGUCUUCCACACUCAAUUUUUUUCGCCGAAGUCUCCUAGGUGUACUAGUGUUUCAUACUACAAUUAUACUUAUAAUAGUUCGACAGAUUAUUAUAUCGUUAUUAACAAUUAACGAGUGUAGUUUUUCUGUCUUUAAAUCUCGAAAAAUGACGGUAAUGCGAUGCUAGCAGCAGGUAAUGUAUAAUAUACACAAAUUCAAUACAAAUAUGUAAAACACAUUAAUUGUGUCCAGUUUUCUUAGAUAAGACACCAUUUUUCUUGUAACGAAAAAUCAUAACAAUGCCCAUCUCCUUUCUGACAUCUUGACCUAUGUCUAUAUGCUGCAUGUCUUGUUCAGUGCCAUGGCAUUUGGGUUAUUCAGCUGUUUCUAUACUGUAACCAUGGAGUAUCUCGGCUCCUUGACCAGUCAUAUCAACUGCUUCUUCACCAGCUUCAUCAGUUGUUCUUUCUUCAGGUUCGUCCAUGGUUUCUUCUGCCUGCUCAGCAGAAACAAUUCCUUCUAAGUCCCUCAUAUUAUCUUCAAGUUCUUCGUAUUGACUACCUUCAAUAU